AUGUGGAAAGGGAGGGCUGUUUCGAAAGCUUGUUGUGAGUUUUUUGAAGAAACCAUUGAAAGAGAAAAAUUAGUGCUACAAAAGCGAAAGCAAAAAGAGAUUCUUGAGGAAUAUGUGAGCGAAAAUGCUAAAUUUCAGGCAUUUGAGAGCAGUAUGCAACUUCCAAGAAGGGAGAAGAGGAAAAUAACAUCACCACCACCUCGGGAAAGCACCUCCGAUGAUGAAGAUGUACUUCUGACAACACCAAACAAGAAAAUGUUGGAAAAUGAAGAUGUUAAAUUAUAUGUCGAGUCAAUUCCCAUUGUAUGUGCAUUUGGUGUAAAUAUAUUCAAACUGAAAAAAUUAUUAGGGAAUGAUUUAGCGAACCAAAUCUCUGAGUAUCGGGACAAAACACCUUCUAUAUGGACAAAAGAACUAGAGAAUUAUUUAGAAUAUGCAUUGGAUCAAACAGGAAAACAAUUCAAGAUGGCAAUACAGAAUGAAAUAGAAGGAGAAUCGGCUAACAAGUUUAGGGAGCGAAAAUUUAUUGUAUGCCAUAUCUCAGCUUUGUUCAAAUUUUACGAAUCAACAUUUGGAACUUUGACAUUUGACUGGAUUGAAUCUCAUUCACAGGCUGCAAAAGUGACUAAAUCAUCAACAGAUACCGGGAUUGUAAAAGUAGAUAUAAAAGGAACUCGGAAUAGAGAUGGAAAUGAUGUCUGGCACAUGGUUGAUUAA
Messenger RNA from Entrophospora sp. SA101, 717 nucleotides. The record is from the annotation of a GenBank genome assembly. NCBI's taxonomy places the organism in Eukaryota, Fungi, Glomeromycota, Glomeromycetes, Entrophosporales, Entrophosporaceae.